This is a messenger RNA of Euleptes europaea (tarantolino), 2657 nucleotides long. It is a transcript of the gene NDST2, whose product is annotated as N-deacetylase and N-sulfotransferase 2. NCBI's taxonomy places the organism in Eukaryota, Metazoa, Chordata, Lepidosauria, Squamata, Sphaerodactylidae. The transcript has 13 exons. Gene Ontology annotation, molecular function: heparan sulfate N-sulfotransferase activity; deacetylase activity. Gene Ontology annotation, cellular component: Golgi apparatus. The coding region runs from base 17 to 2656 and encodes 879 amino acids. The record is from RefSeq and is a predicted model, not a curated record.
CGCCGCCCGCCUCACCAUGAUUCAGCUGUGGAAAGUGGUGCGGCACGUGCGGCAGCUGGAGCUCCACCGGCUGAUCCUGCUGCUCAUCGCCUUCAGCUUGGUCUCCAUGUGCUUCCUGGCCUACUAUGUCACCAACAGCCCCAAGAUCAAAGAGCCGCCCCCCUUGCCCUUCAGCGACUGCAGCAGCCAGCACCGGGUCCUCCUCCCGCCCCAGGCCAGCUGGAGGCUGGCUAAGUCCGUGGACAACUCUCGCACGGACCCCGUAGUGCUGGUCUUUGUGGAGAGCAUUUAUUCCCAGCUGGGCCAGGAGAUUGUGGCCAUCUUAGAGUCCAGCCGCUUCAAGUACAGGACAGAGAUUGCCCCCGGGAAGGGGGACAUGCCCACUCUGACAGACAAGGACCACGGCCGGUACGCCCUGAUUAUCUACGAGAACGUUCUUAAGUAUGUGAACCUGGAUACCUGGAACAGGGACCUCUUGGACAAAUACUGUGUGGAAUACGGGGUCGGGAUUAUCGGCUUCUUCAAGGCCAACGAGAACAGCUUGCUUAGCGCUCAGCUCAAGGGCUUCCCUCUCUUCCUACAUUCCAACCUGGGGUUGCGGGAUUAUCACAUCAAUCCCAGCGCCCCUCUGCUGUACGUGACGCAGGCGAACGAGGUGGAGCAGGGCCCUCUCCCGGGCGACGACUGGACGGUGUUCCAGUCCAACCACACCACCUACGAGCCCGUCUUGAUGGCCAGCACUAAGUCCUCCGAGUCGAUCCCUCACCUGGCCCCCCACAGGGCCCUGCACGCAACAGUCGUGCAGGACCUGGGCCUCCACGACGGCAUCCAGAGGGUCCUCUUUGGGAAUAACCUUAACUUCUGGCUGCACAAGCUCAUCUUUGUGGAUUCCAUCGCUUACCUGACCGGCAAGCGUCUCUGUCUGACCCUGGAUCGCUACGUCCUGGUGGACAUCGAUGACAUCUUCGUGGGGAAAGAAGGCACGCGCAUGAAAGUGUCUGACGUAGAGGCUCUCCUGAACACUCAAAACAAGCUGAGGACGCUGGUCCCCAACUUCACUUUCAACCUGGGGUUCUCCGGGAAAUUCUACCAUACAGGUACCGACGAGGAAGACGAAGGCGACGACAUGCUGCUGAAGCACAGAAAGGAGUUCUGGUGGUUCCCCCACAUGUGGAGCCACAUGCAGCCGCACCUCUUCCACAAUGUGACGGUCCUGGCCGAGCAGAUGAGGCUCAACAAGCAGUUUGCUCAGGAGCACGGGAUUCCCACGGACUUGGGCUACGCAGUCGCCCCCCACCACUCGGGGGUAUAUCCUGUCCAUGCGCAGCUCUACGAAGCCUGGAAGACUGUCUGGGGGAUCCAGGUCACCAGCACAGAGGAGUAUCCCCACCUUCGGCCGGCCCGCUACCGCCGAGGCUUCGUCCACAACGGGAUCAUGGUGUUGCCCCGGCAAACGUGUGGUCUCUUCACUCACACCAUCUUCUACAACGAAUAUCCCGGCGGUUCCAAAGAGCUUGAUAAGAGCAUCCGUGGUGGCGAACUCUUCCUGACGGUCCUCUUGAACCCGAUCAGCAUCUUCAUGACGCACCUGUCCAACUACGGGAACGACCGCCUGGGGCUCUACACCUUCGAGAGCCUGGUGAAGUUUGUGCAGUGCUGGACCAACCUCCGCCUUCAGACGCUGCCCCCCAUCCAGCUGGCCAGAAAGUAUUUUGAGAUAUUUUCCCAGGAGAAGAACCCCCUGUGGCAGAACCCCUGCGAUGACAAGCGGCACAAAGACAUCUGGUCCAAGGAGAAGACGUGUGACCGGCUCCCCAAGUUCCUCAUCGUUGGACCUCAGAAAACCGGCACAACGGCUGUGCAUUUCUUCCUUUCCAUGCACCCAGCCGUUACCAGUAACUUCCCCAGCCCGUCCACCUAUGAAGAGAUCCAGUUCUUUAACGGGCCCAAUUACCACAAAGGGAUUGACUGGUACAUGGAAUUCUUCCCCAUCCCCUCCAACGCCAGCACCGACUUCAUGUUCGAGAAGAGCGCCAAUUACUUUGACGCUGAGGCGGUCCCCAAGCGCAGCGCCGCCCUGCUCCCGCGGGCCAAGAUCAUCACCAUCCUGAUCAACCCAUCAGACCGAGCCUACUCCUGGUAUCAGCACCAGCGUGCCCACAGUGACCCCGUGGCACUCAACUACACCUUCUACCAGGUGAUCUCUGCGGGGUCCCAAGCCCCUCCAGAGCUGCACAACCUGCGGAGUCGCUGCCUGAGCCCCGGACUGUACGCCGCUCACCUGGAGCGAUGGCUGGCCUAUUAUCCCUCGGGGCAGAUUCUGAUUGUGGAUGGGCAGGAGCUCCGACACAGCCCCGCCUCCGUCAUGGAGAACAUUCAAAGGUUUCUGGGGAUCACACCACUCUUCAACUACACCCAAGCACUCAAGUUCGAUGAGGCCAAGGGGUUUUGGUGCCAGGUGCUGGACAGCGGGAAGACAAAGUGCCUGGGGAAAAGCAAAGGGAGGAAAUAUCCGGAGAUGGAUUCCUCGUCCCGCAUGUUCCUGGCGGACUUCUAUCGCGAGCACAACAUCGAACUCUCCAAGCUGCUGAACAAGCUGGGGCAGCCCCUGCCCCCCUGGCUGCGGGAGGAGCUGCAGAACUCGAGCUGGAGCUGAA